GCUGAGGGAGAGGGGCCCGACCGGAGAAGUCCCACUGGGCAAAAGUAAGCGCUUGAAGAUCGUCCGCAAUCGUUUCAAAACGACGGAUGGAGGUGGAGAGUCAUGUUCAAAGUGAAACAGCAUUGCAGCCCCUGAAAGACCACUGUGACUAUCUGAUGGACUCCAUUGAUGCUCAGCUGAGCCAGCUGCAGGUUUCCGUAUUAACCGACCACGCAUUGCCAGCAACUAGCAGCCUGAUGAAGAGCGCCUCCUUCAGGAACACAGUAAAACUUUCUGGAAAGACAGGAACUCUGAAUACGAGCCAGUCUGGCACUCGGGAUACUGGAUUGGGUAGUGCCAGUGGUGCUGAUGUCUUGUCAGACACAGAAAUGCUGAUCCCCAUGAGACAAGAAGGUAACAGUGUUUCAGAAUGUGAAGAUCUGAAAGGAGUCUUGAGUCUAAGUGGAGGACAGGAUGUUACAGCAAUGUUCAAUCUAAGCCCAGAUUUCAGAAAGAGUCGGUCUGACAUUACAUUGACUAAGUUUGGGAGACCAGGAGCAGAGGCAGAUGGUGAGUCGAGAAAGGAGCAGUAUGAGUGGAGAGUGAAGCAGCUACUAGGGCUACAACAGAUAGAGUUCCAGCAAUAUCAGAGUGACACCAACACGGUGGACAGCAUUCGGACAGAAGACUUUGCUUUGCGUUUUCAUGAGGGUAUGGUAGACCCAGCAUUGUACUUCGACGCAGAGCCAGACAGUGAACAGAACUCGGUCAUCAGCAGCCAUGCUUCCUGCAGUGAACAGUCUCCAGAAUAUGCCAGCCUUGAACCUGACUCCCAACGAGGAAAUCUGGGAAGUGAAGUCUGUGAUCCUCCUCGGAAGCAGAGACUAUUCAGAAGGGAAAAGAGCAAUACGGAGUGCGCUCAACCUGACUGCACGGCCAAGCAAGAUUGUGGCAGAGUUCUUACAGAAACCUCUGCAAGAAUUCACCCAGCUCAGAGUCUAACUAGUGCAGAGCAGGAUGAGUUUGUUGGAUAUGCCUCUCCUCGAGGUGAUCAGGAUGGCGCGGUGGCUGAUGGGCCUGUUGAUUCAGUAGCUCAGAGGGUAAAUGUUGUGCAACAAUUUCAAGAGGAUUUAGAACAUGCCCUGCAAAGGACCAGGGGACAGGUUGGGACCCUAUGGAGACAGCAGGCAGCUUCCAAGGCCUUGACCAGAAGAACUGAGAGCGUUGAGUCUUUGGGUGGCAGGAUUUCAAAACUCAGCCAAUUCAACUUGUCAGAGCAGUCACUGCAGCGGAGGGCCUUUCUUUCCAGGAACAGAAUCCAAUUUACAGAUCCAUCCAGGGAAUCCCCUGUAAACCUAAAUCAAUUCACUGGGAGUGGUUUGGAGACCAGCAGUUCCCCAGGAUCUGAUCUAGAUGUGUUGAUCCAAGAAGAUCUGGGAACCAAUCUUGCGAGUAUUGGAAUAAAAGUGAAAGAGUCACAGAAAAGCCAGUCAAAGAGUCCAGAGUGGCAUAAUCCUGAUCUCCAGGGCCUCUUGAAGGGAGAUACCAGUAUCGGGACUCAAGUCCAGCAGGAGAGCUCAUCCCCCAAUUACAAGCGUCCGCUGCAGCAAGAUGCUGUGGCGAUAAAACAAACACUUCAGGUCAGUGGCAGAGAAUGGCCGGCGGUCCUUCUGCGUUUGAAUCUCAGCUUCUGGAGAUUGAAAAUUGCAAGGACACCCCAGCUUGUCUAA
Molecule: messenger RNA, 1709 nt
Organism: Rhincodon typus (whale shark)
Lineage: Eukaryota; Metazoa; Chordata; Chondrichthyes; Orectolobiformes; Rhincodontidae
Exons: 6
Coding region: 87-1709 (540 amino acids)
Source: RefSeq, a predicted model, not a curated record